AUGUCCUAUCCUCAGGGUUACCUCUACCAGCCCCCCGGCUCUCUGGCUCUGUACUCCUGCCCGGCUUACGGGGCGUCGGCGCUGGCGGCCCCCAGGAGCGAGGAGCUGGCCAGGUCUUCGUCGGGAUCGGCGUUCAGCCCUUACCCGGGAUCGGCAGCUUUCACCGCCCAGGCGGCGGCCACAGGCUUCACCAGCCCGCUCCAGUACUCCACAGACCCCGCCACGGGAUUCCCCUCCUACAUGGGCUCCCCUUACGACGCCCAUACGACGGGGAUGACCGGGGCCAUCAGCUACCACCCGUACGGCAGCCCUGCCUACCCCUACCAGCUCAACGACCCCGCGUACAGGAAAAACGCCACCCGCGACGCCACGGCCACGCUGAAGGCCUGGCUGCAGGAGCACCGCAAGAACCCCUACCCCACCAAGGGCGAGAAGAUCAUGUUGGCCAUCAUCACCAAGAUGACCCUGACCCAAGUGUCCACCUGGUUCGCCAACGCUCGCCGGCGACUCAAGAAGGAGAACAAGAUGACCUGGGCCCCACGGAACAAGAGCGAGGAUGAAGACGACGACGAAGGCGACGGGGCGAGGAGUAAAGAGGAGAGUCCCGAGAAGAUGCCCGAGACGAACGAAACCUCCGCGGAGGACGAAGGGAUCAGCUUGCAAGUUGACUCGCUGACGGACCACUCCUGCUCUGCCGAGUCGGACGGCGAGAAGCUGCCCUGCCGAGCAGGCGACCCCCUCUGCGAGUCGGGCUCAGAGUGCAAGGACAAGUAUGAGGACAUCGAAGAGGAGGAGGAGGACGAGGAGGAGGAGGAGGACAUCGAGGAGGACGAUGGUGGCGGCGGGGAGCGCGACCCUCCGGCCAAGCCCGCCACCUCCUCGCCGCUGGCUGCCGUGGAGGCCCCGCUCCUCGGCCACCCGCACGCCGACGCCGCCCGCAGCGCCAGCAAGGCGGCGCUGGGCGGCCGCGCCUCCCCCGGGCCCCCGACGCCGGCCAGCAAACCCAAGCUCUGGUCGCUGGCCGAAAUCGCCACCUCGGACCUCAAGAGUCAGAGCCUGGGCCAAGGCUGCCAGCCCGCGCCCCUCUCCUCGGCCACCCCCGCUUCUGCCCCGCACAGCGCUGCCUACUCGCCCUCCUCCCUCCUGGGGAGGCAUAUUUAUUACACCUCACCUUUUUAUAGCAAUUAUACAAACUAUGGGAACUUUAACGCUCUGCAGAGCCAGGGAAUCCUGAGAUACAACUCCGCAGCAGUGGCUUCAAACGAGGGACUAAGUCAGACUGUCCUAAAUGCCAGCUCUGUCCACAAGCAGAGCAGUGACUCUUUGAAAACCAUCACUAACCAGCUAGAACAACAUUACAGGCCCUCUAGUUAUGACUCUAAGAAAGAUCCCACUGAAGUCUGCACAGUAGGAGUACAACCAUACCUAUAGAAGUGCAAUCACACAGCAAUGCAAGUAGGUGUCACAAUUGCUUUGAAAAAAGUCAGCAAGCCAUCAUCUCUCCC
This is a messenger RNA of Calypte anna (Anna's hummingbird), 1505 nucleotides long. It is a transcript of the gene IRX2, whose product is annotated as iroquois homeobox 2. Bases 1 to 1431 code for a protein of 476 amino acids. Lineage: Eukaryota; Metazoa; Chordata; Aves; Apodiformes; Trochilidae. Gene Ontology annotation, molecular function: DNA-binding transcription factor activity, RNA polymerase II-specific; RNA polymerase II cis-regulatory region sequence-specific DNA binding. Gene Ontology annotation, cellular component: nucleus. The transcript has 5 exons. Gene Ontology annotation, biological process: neuron differentiation; cell development; regulation of transcription by RNA polymerase II. The record is from RefSeq and is a predicted model, not a curated record.